UUUCCGUUCUUCGGCUCAGUGAGAUCAACGCCUGAACGAAAAAUACAUUCAUACUGUUCCAUGUGUGGGGGGACACUAUUGCACCAUGGUGUCCAUCACGGCCAUUCAGACGUUAAAGAAAGCCGAUCUACUAAAAGAACAAAUAUGUACAUCCAAGGACCUAAACAGUCCCGAAACAUUGGCGUAUCAACAGCAGUUGAGGAUUAUCUACCAGCAAGUAUUGACUUUGGACUUGGAAUAUGCUCUGGACCAAAAAGUUGAACAAGACCUAUGGAAUCAUGGGUUUAAAAACAACAUCAACAAGUUGCAACAACUCGCUAAAGACAAAAAGAAUGCCAAACGCAAUGAAUGGAACGCACUAUUCUUAUCGUGCCUUGAGUCUGCAUAUGGCUUUUAUCUCAUGCUUUUGCACAGCAUAUGCUUGACAUUUGAUUUGGAUCUACCGUUCCAUAAAAAAUUGUAUGGAUUUUGUGACACGGAUCAUAAGUCCUUAGGAUCGACAUAUCUACGAAAACCACAAAAAAGUUCAUGCAAUUACAUUUGUCAAUAUUGUUUGGUACACCUGGGUGACAUCGCUCGUUAUCGUAAUCAAAAUAGACAAGCUGAAUCAUUUUACAGGCAUGCCAUUCAAUUGAGCCCUAACAGUGGACAACCUUACAACCAAUUGGCUCUAUUGGAAGCAUCACGAGGAGAUAGUUUGAGCACAGUAUUUUUUUACAUGAGAAGCAUUAAUGUUAGACACCCAUUUCUAGCAGCUGUCAAUAAUCUAAAUUUCACCUUAAAUAAAUAUAUUAGCUCUAGUCAAGAUAUGUUGUAUAAAACAAAAAUCACUAGUACUGAAUUUGUCCAACUAUUUCUCGCUUUCCAUGGAGUGUUGAUGUCAAAAGAUAUAAUGAAACGGCAAGCUUGUGAUGGAUACAUCAAAAGUCUUUCCCUGUCAUUUACACCUCAUAUUGCUACUGAAUCAUUUUCAUCAUUUAAAUUGCAGCAGAUGGUGGCUAUUAAUAUGUUGGCAUUUAACUAUAUUGGAAAUGAAUCUACAUCAAUUAAGAUGCAGUGUUUUCCUGUUGUUGAUUUACUGGCCACUUUCCUCAAUGCUUUUUUACUUCCACUGUACACAAUGAAAGAAAGUCAGAAUAUCUCAGAAUACUAUACAUUGCCUGCAGUCAAACUAAUUCUGGAUUGGAUAAGAAGUGAUAUAAGUGUUCUAAAUUCUCCUGGUUUUAAAAGUCGCUUGCAAAUAUGGCCUGGCCUUUGCAAACUAUUGAACGGAUUAUCAAAUGAUUUAAACAGUGACGAUUAUUCACAUAUUCCUUUACCAGAAGAUAAAUUACUCCACGGCUUUGUUAUGUUAGAAUCAGUACAUUCUAAGCUCAUACUAAACCCUGAUGAUGCUUCAAAAAUAAAUAUAAAUGCUCUAAGAGCUAAUCGUUUGAUUGAUUUUGGUGUAUGGUUUUCGUCUACUCCAUAUUCAUUAAUUAAAGCAAUAAAAAAAGAUAAAGGAUGGAGUUUUGAAAUAAUACCAAAUAGUUCGGCCAGCUCUCAUUCAAUUGAUCUUGCUGCUGAUCUUGAAACAUUAUCAUCAUAUCAACAACGGCAGUUACUUAGUUCAAGUGAAAGAAAAAGUGGUAUUUUGAAGCCUCAAUCCUCUAGUAAUUCAGAUAUAAAACCUGUCUUGCGUAAUGUUGAUUUUGAUUCAAUGUUUAAAAAAAAUCAAGAUACUGAGGCCAAACAAGUAAAAUUUCGGUCUCCAUCUCCAAGUUCUUCAUCUAGCAGUGAGGCUAAAUGGUCAUUGGAAGACCUUGAUCAGACUUCUUCAGAAUUUGAAAAAGAUCAAAAUGCUGUAAAACCAACUCCUAUUGGCUAUCAAUUGCCACACCCUGUCAACAAUUUAAACUCAUCUCAGCCUAAUAUUAAUCCAGUUAUGAACACUUUUGGUCAGCUCCAUAUGAGUGGAUUUCCAUCAUCUUCUGAAAGUCAAUUCAGGUUUGGUCAACCAUUACCAAACUUCUCUACUUGGCCACAACCACCAGCCAGUUGGAUUGAUAGCAUUAAACAACCUCAAAACAACCAACAGAAUCAUCCAAUGUUUCCAUUUAUGCAAAACCAAGCUCCAAUUGGGCAGUACCCAAAUGGCUCCUGGUCAAAUGUUAAUCCUCCCCAAGUAGCACAUAAUUCACCAUUGCAAAAUAAUUUAAAUCAUUUUAAUAUAAGAGAUGAUCAACAACGUAAUUAUUACAAUGGUGUGAACAACAGUCCAUAUUAUUCACUAUUUAAUCAACCUAAUGUUAUGAUGCCUCGUAAUAUGGAUACAAAUCAAGAGCCCAAUAACAGAUCAUUUGCUACAUUCCAUCAGCAGUCAUUGUGGUCAGGUCCAGGACCAUCACCACUUGAACGUUUAUUGGAACAACAACGUGGUCGUGAUGCCUCAGAAGGAGGGACAUAAUUGAUUGAAAUAGGAUUAAAUAGAAUCCAAUCUGAAAUUUUGAUAAAUUGGUUAUCAAUGAUUAUAAAACUAUAAGCCUAAUAAACUUUGGCUGAAAAAUUGAUAUUUGGAACUCCUAAAAUAAUAUCUUAACAAUUAAUCAUGCUUACGCUACAGAUUUGGCUUCAUGAAAAACAUUGGGUUAUGCAAUUUUUGUGAUUUUCAUCUUACAGUAGGUGUAAAGACUAAAGUUACUGUCUUUUCUGUAGUGAAACAACCUAAAACCUUUUUAACUGAUUCAUAAAUUAUCAAAAAUUUGCUACAAAUUAAUUGACGUCAAAUUUUUUUUUUAAUAAAUUAUUUUUUUGGUGCAAAAUUAUUUCUUACUGGAAUUGAUUAACGUUUAUUAUUUAUAUUUGUACAAAUGUUUUCAUUUUAAUCUUCAAUAAUUUUGUAGACUAAUGAACUAUUUAUGCUAAUUGAGAAUUUAAAAAAAAAACAGAAAUAUAUCAAUACUGUUUGUCCCUUGCUACAAUA
Molecule: messenger RNA, 2962 nt
Organism: Myzus persicae (green peach aphid)
Lineage: Eukaryota; Metazoa; Arthropoda; Insecta; Hemiptera; Aphididae
Product: protein SMG7-like
Exons: 17
Coding region: 86-2446 (786 amino acids)
Biological process (GO): nuclear-transcribed mRNA catabolic process, nonsense-mediated decay
Cellular component (GO): telomerase holoenzyme complex
Molecular function (GO): protein binding; telomerase RNA binding; telomeric repeat DNA binding
Source: RefSeq, a predicted model, not a curated record